AUGGCCUUGCUCGUGGCCUCUUCAAGAUGGAGAAAAAGUUUCGCUCUGGAGACUGUGUCAAAGUUCUGCUCUGCAACCCCCCUGUGUGCUAGAGCUCAGCCUGUUACCUCAGUGCCAGCUAACAGGCUGCCAGCUAGCACCAGGCCGCCCGAUCCCCAGCCUACUAGCUGCCGGCUGGAGACUCAGCCAGCUCACACCAAGCCUGACCCCUGGCCUCCCUGGUGGGAGGCUUCUUCCUCCCGGCCUGCUAGUCCCAAACCAGUCGGCCAGCUAGCCCCAUGCCUGCCCUGCCUGAUUCCCGGCCAGCUAGCGCUUGAUCCACAUGAUCCAGACCACCAGCAUUCAUUUGAGAGGACUCGCCUGGUCAUCUUCCCUGGUGGCCAUAGGAGGAGAAGUGGUCAUCACGGUUCCUGUCACCAGCAGUCUCAACCAGCACCAGCUUCGCCAGAGGUCGGACCCAUUCCCGUCCCUGGUCCCUCGUUGGUGGUCCGACCAGCACCAGCUCCAUUGGCGGCCCAGCCAACUCCUGUUCCUUGUGCCCCUUCGGUGGUCCGACAACACCAGCUCCAUUGGUGGUCCCGCCAACUCCUUGCUUCCUGUUCUCCAUCGGUGGUCCGACCGGUAACAACUCCGCCGGUGGUCCAGCUGACUCCUGCUCCUCGUUCCCUGUUGGUGGUCCGAUCGGUACCAGUCCCGCCGGUGGUCCAGCCAACUCCUGCUCCCUGUGCUCAACCCUCGGACCUCAGCCCAGCUGUCUCGCCGGUGGUCAUCAGCCCAGCAGCUCAGUCCGUGGACCUCUGCCCAGCCAUCCAGUCCAUGGACAUCUACCCCAUUGUCCAUUUGCCGGCCUUCAGUCCAGCUCUGCUGCUUGAGGUUCCAGGCCUCCUAGGAUGA
Messenger RNA from Micropterus salmoides (largemouth bass), 894 nucleotides. RefSeq names its product vegetative cell wall protein gp1-like. The record is from RefSeq and is a predicted model, not a curated record. NCBI's taxonomy places the organism in Eukaryota, Metazoa, Chordata, Actinopteri, Centrarchiformes, Centrarchidae. The transcript is spliced from 2 exons. Bases 1 to 894 code for a protein of 297 amino acids.